Suillus subalutaceus is the source of this 1395-nucleotide messenger RNA. Its product is annotated as glycoside hydrolase superfamily. The record is from RefSeq and is a predicted model, not a curated record. Bases 1 to 1395 code for a protein of 464 amino acids. NCBI's taxonomy places the organism in Eukaryota, Fungi, Basidiomycota, Agaricomycetes, Boletales, Suillaceae. Gene Ontology annotation, molecular function: hydrolase activity, hydrolyzing O-glycosyl compounds. The transcript has 7 exons.
AUGAUUCUUUUUAUCAGCAUAUGGUGUACAAACACAUCGCACCAUAGCUCACUUAGAUUCGUCGGGACCAACUUGUACUGGCUGCCGACGUUGGAAUCGAACGAUGACAUCUGGAAUGUGCUGAAGAACAUAUCUGAUACCGGUAUCAAGGUCAUCAGGAUUUGGGCAUUUAACGACGUGGAAAUCAUUCCGGAGAGUGGAACGUGGUUUCAGUUGGUACAGAACGGCACUACUACAAUCAACGACGGACCGACUGGACUGCAGAAACUUGAUACAGUGGUUCAAAUGGCAGAACGACAAGGGCUAUAUGUUAUCAUGUCACUAACGAAUAACUGGAAUCCGGUACCUGACACAACAUCUUCUGACAUUGCAUCACGUGAUGUGCUUGAUGUUCCGCGUAACACUCUUUCAAACGACUAUGGCGGUAUGGAUCUAUAUGUCCGUCAGUUCGGACUUCAGGACCACGACGAUUUCUACACGGACGACAAUAUCUUGACCGCCUUCCAGAAUUACACCAAGCAGAUCGUAUUACGCUAUCUCAACAGCCCUGCUGUGUUCAGUUGGGAGCUUGCAAAUGACGCUAGAUGCAACUCGACCCUGCCCACUAGUCCAACGUGUACCACACAAACCGUCACAAAGUGGCACGCUCUGAUGGCUGAAUUCAUCACGUCCAUUGAUCCCAACCACAUUGUCUCUGCAGGAACAUCUGGAUUCCAAUGCACAAAUUGUGCGAAAUUGUACCCCAUUACACCAAGAGCUUCGCCUACGCCUUCGCCCUCUCCCGCACCUGGAAAGAAGCGCAGCAGAGUCAUCCCUUUGGCACGAGAGCAGAUCACAAGGCAGCGUGCUGAGUCGAGACGCCAAAACAGGGCAGCCGCUGAAGAUCACUGGGUAUCUACAGCAACGCGAGAAGUUUCCAGCUCGAUCGGCCCCACAACGGAUGGUUCAUAUGGUGUCGACAGCCAGGACAUCCUUAACAUCCCCAACAUUGGCUUCGGUUCUUUCCAAGUAUUUCCCGACCAGAACACGUACGGUCCCGAUGACCCAAACCUUGACCCCGUCCAAAACAAGAUCAACUCGAGUCUUACGUGGAUUCAGCAAUCAGCUCAGUUUGCUGCCGUCGUUGGAAAGCCUCUUGUCCUCAACGGAUUUGGUCUAGUCACCCAAUCCAAUUUGAACGACUACGUCCCGUUCAACAUGACUUGUGCUCCUUACGCAUCUAGUAAAGGUAAUAUUGUCGUAGUUCAGCGGUUGACAACAAUGUACUCAUGUUCCUAUCCCCGCAGCGGUUAUGGGUGUCACCGCAGCAGUUAUAGGAUGCCACCACGACGACAAAUUUUGCCAAUAACACGCAACAAGAACAGGGUUACAGCUCAGUUUUUGCAGAGUGCGUAA